Messenger RNA from Fundulus heteroclitus (mummichog), 3573 nucleotides. RefSeq names its product ligase III, DNA, ATP-dependent (gene lig3). Gene Ontology annotation, molecular function: ATP binding; DNA binding; zinc ion binding. Gene Ontology annotation, biological process: double-strand break repair via alternative nonhomologous end joining; mitochondrial DNA repair; DNA recombination. The transcript has 21 exons. The coding region runs from base 147 to 3179 and encodes 1010 amino acids. The record is from RefSeq and is a predicted model, not a curated record. NCBI's taxonomy places the organism in Eukaryota, Metazoa, Chordata, Actinopteri, Cyprinodontiformes, Fundulidae. Gene Ontology annotation, cellular component: DNA ligase III-XRCC1 complex.
CAUAAAGUUAAUCUACUUUUUCUGUGACACGGGGCAGUUAGCUGUUUGCUAACAAAACAAUGAGGAGGUAGCAGUUUUUUUUUUUUGCAUUAUCUCUUUUUUACAUCGCCUCUAAACGGCUCUGACUUCCCCGCAGUCACAACUACAUGCAGAGACAUCUUCUUCUGCUGCUUCGUCACACUGUCACUGCGCACCGACAACCUUUUGCCAAACCGUUCGGAUGUCAGCAGCCCUCGAAGUUUUGCAGAGCAUUGCUUUUUUCUUCCUGCUCCAAGCAGCAACCCUCGCCUGCUAGCACAAAGUCCUCAGGGGAAAUCUGCCGGUUCUCCUCGGCGUCCUCUAAACGCGAUUUUCUCCAAAGACACGCCUCCCGGGUCUCGCUCCGCCGGUGCUUUUCUGAGCCGUCAGACAUGUCGGAACAACGGUUCCUGGUGGAAUACGCCAAGCGCGGCACCGCGGGGUGCAAGAAGUGCAAGGACAAGAUCCAGAAGGGCAUCGUGCGCAUUGGGAAAGUCGUGCCGAACCCCUUCAGCGAGUCGGCCGGGGAGAUGAAGGAGUGGUAUCACGUGAAGUGCAUAUUUGAGAAGCUGGAGAGGGCCAGGGCCACGACGAAGAAGAUCGAGGACCUGACGGAGCUGGAGGGCUGGGAGGAGCUGCAGGACGAGGACAAGGAUCUCAUUAAUAAACACGUCUCAGACCUGAUGGCCAAAGUCAACGCAAGUCCGAAAAAGAAGGUCCAGUCCAAGUUGAACACCUCUGGUCAGCUUAUGGCGCCCCCUGCUGACCCGUCUGUCAACGCGCCGAGGAAGUUCUCCGGCUUUACAGCUGCGAAGGCCGGCAGCUCCAGCAGCCCAGGACCCUCGGCGUCCCCCCCGGCCAAGCCCGGCGCCGGCAGCGCCCUGUCCACGCAGCUCUGCGACCCUCAGCACAAGGACUGCCUCUUCAGGGAGUUUCGCAAGCUUUGUGCGAUGGUGGCCGAGAACAACAGCUACAACAGCAAGACGCAGAUCAUAGAGAAGUUCCUGAGGAAGGGCACGGCGGGAGAUAAGUUCCACGGAGAUCUUUACCUGACGGUGAAACUGCUCCUGCCAGGAGUGGUUAAAAGUGUCUACAACCUGAACGACAAGCAGAUAGUAAAACUCUUCAGCCGCAUAUUCAGGUCCAACCAGGACGACAUGGUGCGAGAUCUGGAGCAGGGCGACGUGUCCGAGACCGUGAGGAUGUUCUUUGAGGAGAGUAAAGCUUUCCCCCCCGCUGCCAAAAGCCUCCUAACAAUCCAGGAAGUAGACGCGUCCUUGACCCGCCUGGCCCAGCUCACCAAGGAGGACGAGCAGCAGAGCGAGCUGGAGAGCAUCGCCAAAAAAUGCACCAGCAAUGACCUGAAAUGCAUCAUCAGGCUGAUCAAGCACGACUUGAAGAUGAACGCCGGCGCCAAACACGUCUUGGACGCCGUUGAUGGAAACGCCUACGAUGCGUUCAAGGCCUCCCGUAACCUGGGUGACGUGAUCGAGAGGGUUCUGAGAAACCAGCAGGAGGCGUCGAACGGCUCCGGACCCAGAAAGCUGCUCACCAUAGAGGCGUCGCUCAUGACGCCCGUCCAGCCCAUGCUGGCGGAGGCGUGUAAAUCCAUCGAGUACGCCAUGAAGAAAUGUCCCAACGGCAUGUACUCCGAGAUCAAGUACGACGGCGAGCGAGUUCAGGUCCACAAGAACGGCAACACCUUCAGCUACUUCAGCCGCAGCCUCAAGCCGGUGCUGCCCCACAAGGUGGCCCACUUCAAAGAGUACAUCCCUCAGGCGUUCCCCGGCGGCCACAGCAUGAUUCUGGACGCUGAAGUCCUCCUGAUUGACACGAAGACCAGCAAACCGCUGCCGUUCGGGACCCUGGGGGUCCACAAGAAAGCCGCCUUUCAAGAUGCCAACGUUUGCCUUUUCGUGUUCGACUGCAUCUACUUCAACGGCGUGAGUCUGAUGGAGAGGCCGCUCUGCGAGCGCAGGAAGUUCCUGCAUGACAACAUGGUGGAGGUCCCCAACAGGAUCCUGUUCUCGGAGAUGAAGCACGUCACGAGGGCAGCAGACCUGGCUGAGAUGAUAACGCGGGUCAUCAGGGAGGGACUGGAAGGCCUGGUGCUGAAGGACCUGAAGGGAAGCUACGAGCCGGGGAAGCGACACUGGCUGAAGGUGAAGAAGGACUAUUUGAACGAGGGGGCGAUGGCCGACACGGCGGACCUGGUGGUGCUCGGCGCCUUCUACGGGAAAGGCUCCAACGGGGGCAUCAUGUCCAGCUUUCUGAUGGGCUGCUACGACCCGGACUCCAGGAAAUGGUGCACCGUCACCAAGUGCUCCGGAGGCUACGAUGACGCCAUGCUGGCCCGGCUCCAGAAGGAGCUGGAUGUGAUCAAAAUCAGCAAGGACCCCAGCAAAAUCCCUGGCUGGCUCAAAAUUGUCAAGAACUAUUAUCCAGAUUUCCUCAUCCGCGACCCUGAGCAAGCGCCGGUCUGGGAGAUCACCGGCGCCGAGUUUUCCAAAUCAGAAAUGCACACCGCCGACGGCAUCUCCAUCCGCUUCCCCCGCAUGACGCGCAUCCGCGACGACAAGGACUGGAAGACGGCCACCAACCUGCACCAGCUCAGGGAGCUGUUCCGCAUCUCCAAGGAGAACUGCGACUUCAAGGUGACGGCGGGUCCUUCCACGGCCGACGACGACAAAGGCUCAUCGGGAGGAGACAGCGGGGGAAGCUCCCCGCCUCCUCCGCCCAGCAGAGGCGCUCCGGCCAAGAGGAAGAGUAACAGCACACCUUCCAAACCAAAGGCGGUAAAGUCAGAGACCCGGACUCCCGACUCGGAGGCUCCCGGCCCAAAGAAGGCAAAGAAGAGCGGAGCAGCUGCUCAGAGCAACGGGCAAAACAAAGCAACUGCUCAGCUGCUGCAGCCCAGGAACGACAAGACGCUGCUGGACAUCUUCAGCGGCGUGAAGCUCUUCCUCCCCGUCUCCGUCCAGGACUUCGCCAAACUCAGACGGUACUUCGUGGCGUACGACGGGGACCUGGUGCCGGAUUACGACGCCGCCUCGGCCACGCACACGCUGGGCGAGCCGGAGGCCGGCGGCCAGGCCCGGAAAGUGUCUGCGGGCUGGAUCUGGGAAUGCAUUCGGAAGAGGCGCGUCGUCCCUCCCUGCUGAGGGGAGAUAAAAACCUUCAGACAGGAGAUUUCUCUUUAAAUCUGCAGAACAGGACUUCAGCAGAGGGUCAGGUCACAGGGCAGCUCUUAGCUUAAAAACGUCUCUCAGGUCAUUUUUUAUUUAAGCUUCCCGACUUACACUAAGAUUUAUUUUUUAAGGCUUUUUUUUUGGCCAAUAAUGAGAUCCAAUGAACAUGUAGAGGUUGCAGAACAAAAAUGGAUGCAAAGCUGAUCAUGAGUUGAAUUUUUCUUUUUACUAGAGGGCCAAAAAAUAAGAAAAAGAAAAGGUGCUGAACUGAAAAUAAACAUUGAUGCAAAAAGGACUGAAUGCUUUCUCUGCUACAUGACUUCAGUGUAACUGUGAUUCCUCCAUAAAACACGACUUUGCUUCUCUU